AUGCCCCAUGCAGAGGCACCCAACACUCAAAUAACAUCAGGAGAACAAUUCUUCGUUAAUGAUGGACCUUUGACCCCCGACCAAUAUGGUGUUUUGCGGGCGACAACGCUGGAUACUCCGAUCGAAGAAGCUCGGAGGCGGUUUCAAGACGACGGAUACCUCUUCAUAAAAGGCCUAUUACCAAGAAGGGAUGUCCUCAGGGCCAGAGAGGAAUAUUUCAAACUUUUGUCCCCCAGCGGUGUUCUCAGACCUGGCACCAAGCCCGUUGAUGGCAUCUUCGACGAGACCAAAGACAAGCUCGAUUUCCCCGGAAUUGGAGCAGGGUUUGCAGAUUCCAACGGGCGCCCCACUGGGCCGCAUCCCGAAGUGGCUACAUUGUUUGUUGACCUAGCUCUUCAGGCGCAUACUGAGGAUUGGUACAAAGAGGAUUUUUGCAAACAUCCAGCAUUGCGCGACUAUGUUGCGAAGCUUACAGGUUGGGGUGAUGAUACAUUGGGAAUCAGAAGGACGCUCCUACGGAACAAUACUCCAGGAAACAAGGCAAUUGGAGUACACUAUGACCAGAUUUUCUUGAGACAUGGGGAGGACACUGCAGUCACUGCCUGGGUACCGAUGGGAGAUAUCUCAAGGCAGGGUGGCGGCUUGAUUUAUCUCGACAAGGGCCACACCCUUGGUGCCGAGAUUGAACAUAACUUCACCACCAAAGCCAAGGCUUCAGGAUUGACGGAUGAAGAAGCAAAGAGUGCUUUCAACCAGAAUAUGAUGGGUGGAGGCCUGCUGGCAGAUGGCCCUGCGGAAUUUGGGAAGCAGUGGAACCGUCGUUGGCUGCUUACGGCAUACGAGGCUGGUGAUGUCGUGCUUCACAACGCAUAUGCUAUCCAUGCCUCGACCAUCAAUCACGAUCCAGAAAACAGGAUUCGACUGGGCACAGACCUAAGGUUUGUCAAUAAGUCUCGUCCAUGGGAUACCCGAUGGGCGAACGAUUAUGCUUUUGGAGACGGUGUUUAA
Fonsecaea erecta is the source of this 1008-nucleotide messenger RNA. RefSeq lists its product as hypothetical. The record is from RefSeq and is a predicted model, not a curated record. The coding region runs from base 1 to 1008 and encodes 335 amino acids. The transcript has 2 exons. NCBI's taxonomy places the organism in Eukaryota, Fungi, Ascomycota, Eurotiomycetes, Chaetothyriales, Herpotrichiellaceae.